Blastomyces gilchristii SLH14081 is the source of this 327-nucleotide messenger RNA. RefSeq lists its product as uncharacterized. Bases 1 to 327 code for a protein of 108 amino acids. The transcript has a single exon. Lineage: Eukaryota; Fungi; Ascomycota; Eurotiomycetes; Onygenales; Ajellomycetaceae. The record is from RefSeq and is a predicted model, not a curated record.
AUGAAGCUGCUCGCUCUCACCCUCACCCUGUUCGGAACAUCCAUGCUCGCCCCAGUCGUGAUGGGCGCAGCUGUUGAUACGGGACCGGGAUUGAACGCGGGACCGAAUGCGCCAUCGAGUGCACCACCGAAUGCACCACCGAAUGCGCUGCCGGACGAGGAUGGCCCACACCCUCCCCGGCGAGACUGGUGCGCUCCGGGCUUGGUUUGCUACACCGAUUGGGAUUGUAGGAGGGAUCAAGAUUGCUCACGUAGGGUGUCAGAUUUUAGCCAAAUUUUCUGCGGGACCUUCUUCUAUCCGCAUUCUUGCUGGUAUAGGAAGGGUUAG